UGGGAUUUGGGAAGGGGAAGGCGGCCGGGGAAGCGGCGGAAGGGAAGGCCGGAGGAAGAAACAACAAGGGGAAGGGGGAGGCGAGGCGGGGGAUUUGUUGGGAUUUUCCGAAUUAAUUUCAAUCCAUCAAUUCAUUCAAUUCCAUCCAAUCCAAGCGAAAACCAACCCAAAAUAUAAAUUGAGGGAAGGAGAGAUCGGAUUGAUUCCCCACCCGACCCCAAAUCCCACCAAGCAAACCCUAAUCCGUCGGCCAUGUCGUCCUCCCCGGCGGCGCUGGGCUUCUACUGCCACCAGUGCGACCGCAACGUCUCCAUCGCCCCUCCCGCAUCCCCUGACGCCGACGUCCUCUGCCCCCGCUGCGGCGGCGGAUUCGUCGAGGAGCUUCCUCCCAACCCUAGCCCCCCGCCUCCGCCCCCGUCCGCCGCCUUCUUUGCCUCGCCCUCCUUCGACCUCCGCCACCCCAGCGACCUCUCCGCCUUCUUCGGCCCCACCUCCCCCGAGCCGCUUGCCCCAGGCCUCUUCGACCCCUCCAACUUCCUCCACGACCACUUCGGCGGCCUACUCUCCGGCGGUGCCACCAUCCAGAUCGUCCUCGAGGGUGGGCCCGGCCUCGCCGCGCCCCCGGGCCUCAACCUUGCUGACUACUUUGUCGGCUCCGCCGGCCUCGAGCAGCUCAUCCAGCAACUCGCCGAGAACGACCCCAACCGCUACGGCACCCCUCCCGCCGCCAAGUCCGCCGUCGCCUCGCUCCCCGACGUUGCAGUGUCAGCCGACAUGAUGCAGGCCGACGGCGGCGCCCAGUGCGCCGUCUGCAUGGACGACUUCCACCUCGGCGCCGCCGCCAAGCAGCUCCCCUGCAAGCACGUUUUCCACAAGGACUGCAUCCUCCCGUGGCUGGACCUCCACAGCUCCUGCCCGGUCUGCCGCUUCGAGCUGCCCACCGACGAUCCCGACUACAACCACACCCAUCAGCAGCAGCACGCCGCGUCUCCAGCUCCUGCUCCUGCUCCUGCGGCCUCCUCCUCCCCCAGGGUGGCUGAGCGGAGGUUCAGGAUUUCGCUGCCCUGGCCUCUCAGGGCCGCCUUUGGUGCUGCUCAGGCAGAGAGCAGCAAUCCCAACAACUAUGACACACCUCCAUCUUGGUCUGGCGGCAACGAUAAUGACAAUGAUGCAGGUGGUGGCCCUCAAUCUCAGACUGGUUACGAUGAUCUUGACUGAGGCCUCAAUAGCCAUUCUGGGAAACAAAGAGGGCAAAGGAAGGAAGAGCAGGGGAGAUACGUGAUGCAACAAAAGGUCGUCGGGGGCUGUAGCCUGUUCACCCGAAUGUAGAGAAGGCUUUUGCUUAAUUUCUUAUGGUUGAUACUAGUGGAUGUAAAGGGAGAGGAGAAUGAAUGUUGUUGCUCACUCUUUGUCUGUUAGGGUAGGAGUAUUUUAUUUAUUUCUUAACCGCUGCGCCGUGGACGGAGGAUGAAAAGAGAGGCCCAAAAAAAAGGAUGAUCGACAUUUUAUUCUGUUUGUUUUGCAGUCCUAUUAUAAUGUAGUGAGCAGGACAGGUGGGUGCUGAAAAAGCAAAACAGUAUGCCAUGUGGAA
Messenger RNA from Sorghum bicolor (sorghum), 1591 nucleotides. Its product is annotated as E3 ubiquitin-protein ligase RING1. Gene Ontology annotation, molecular function: ubiquitin protein ligase activity. Gene Ontology annotation, cellular component: cytoplasm. Gene Ontology annotation, biological process: protein ubiquitination. NCBI's taxonomy places the organism in Eukaryota, Viridiplantae, Streptophyta, Magnoliopsida, Poales, Poaceae. The transcript has 2 exons. The record is from RefSeq and is a predicted model, not a curated record. The coding region runs from base 253 to 1218 and encodes 321 amino acids.